AUGUCGAAUUCCAAAACAGGAUUACCCCAGGCGAGCAGAGCUGGAAGCUCAAAAUCUCGCACUGAUUUGUCAGUCUGCCUCGAGGAUUCUGGAGGAGGCAAAAAUUCGAUAUCGGGACACACCAUUAAAAGACGAAAACCAAAGAAAAUUUACAUAGCGACGUACAACAUACGCAUAAUGAGACGAGAGGAACACCUAAUAAGCCUCGAAAGAGAGUUAAGAAACAUUAAAUGGGAUAUCAUGGGAGUCAGCGAGACGCGACUACCGGGCGAGGAAACCACGCUGCUAAAAUCUGGGCACCUGUUGUUCCAGAAGAAUGCAGAGGAGUCGCACUUGGGCGGAGUGGCGCUCUUGAUCCACAAAGAAAUAAAACACUUAGUUACCAAGUUGAAGGCGGUGUCUGACCGCGUCGCCUAUGUGCUGCUGAGACUGAACCAAAGAUACAUCCUGCAGAUUAUCCAAGCAUAUGCUCCCACGAGUACUGCCCAAGAUGAGGAUAUAGAGCGGUUUUACGAAGACCUUAUAGAGGCGAGAUCUACUGAAAAGGCACACUUCACGAUAAUGAUGGGCGAUUUUAAUGCUAAGAUCGGAAGACAAACAAUGGCCGACACAAAUAUCGGAAUGUUCGGCUUGGGGACAAGGAACAACAGAGGCCAAACGCUAAUAGACUUUCUCGGUAGGGAAGGAAUGUAUUGCAUGAAUACCUUCUUUCAGGAAAAGCCACAGAAAAAAUGGACAUGGAGAAGCCCAGACGGCACAGUAAAAAAUGAAAUAGAUUACAUCCUCAGUUCGAAUAAAAAUAUUUGUACUGACGUCUCUGUAUUGAAUCGCUUUGACACCGGUAGCGAUCAUCGGCUGGUAAGAGCGUGUUUUCAGAUUGAUACAAGGCUCGAAAGAAAGAAGUUAGUGUUGAGAUAUCUACAACCGUGCAGAGAGAGUUUGAAAACCGAGAAGCGAAAAUACCAGAGCCAUCUGGAGGGGAAGCUGGGCCCGGAGUGUGAGCUCGGCCGUUUGGAACUAAACGAUCUAAACUUAAAGAUCACCAACAGCAUUAAAUCUGCAGUAAAGCGAACAUGCGCACUCAAAAACAGAGCCAACCCUAAGAUCACCCAGGCUACGGAGAGACUCAUCGAAGAAAGAAGGAACACUGAUAGAGACUCUAUAAGAUAUACGCAGCUCAACAAAGAAAUAAAGAAGGCGAUCCGAAGGGACGUAAGAGCAAAUAAAACGAGGGAAAUUGAGCGAGCAAUCGAGGACAACAUGAACCUCAAAUCCCUCAGAUCAAAACUAGCCAGGGGAAGCGAGAAUCAACUGAAACAAGUAAUCAGAAAUGUAGGUUCGGAGGAGAUCCCGGAAGUAUCGAGAGACGAGCUCAGAGCAGUGCUGAAAGAGUUAAAAAAUCGCAAAAGCCCGAGUCCGGACCAAAUAACUGGUGAAAUGCUGAAAGUUGGAGGAACUGGACUGGAGGGAGACCCUGCCGACAUUGCAAAUUACAGGCCGAUCAGCCUACUUAACAUCCUUUAUAAAGUGCUGACAAAGAUAGUCACGAAGCGCCUCACUAGCAAAUUGGACUUCUUCCAACCAAUUGAACAGGCCGGAUUCAGGAAAGGUUAUAGUACCAUCGAUCACCUUCAGGCUAUACGCACGCUGGUGGAGAGAUGCACGGAAUACAAUAUUCCGCUUAAUAUGGCGUAUGUGGACUACCAGAAGGCAUUUGACUCAGUGAAAACUUGGGCGAUACUGGAGGCAAUGGAUUUGGCGAGAGUUGACUCAAGAUACUCGAACCUUAUAAAAUACAUCUAUAGACAAGCCACACUGGAAGUUAAAAUCAACGAUGACAUGUGCACCGAGAAGGUUCAAGUGAGGAGAAGAGUUAGGUAG
Molecule: messenger RNA, 1881 nt
Organism: Camponotus floridanus (Florida carpenter ant)
Lineage: Eukaryota; Metazoa; Arthropoda; Insecta; Hymenoptera; Formicidae
Product: craniofacial development protein 2
Exons: 3
Coding region: 1-1881 (626 amino acids)
Molecular function (GO): catalytic activity
Source: RefSeq, a predicted model, not a curated record